AUGCCUCGGUGUAUAAGCACAUCCUCGAGUCUCAUGUAUUCUAAGAAAGAUCAAAGGUUCUACGUUCCAACUCCUGGAUCAGAUUACUUUUACUCCUUGGAUCCUAACUCCAAGGAGAAUGACCAUCCCGAGUUCGUUGACAUGUUUCCUGACUAUCUUCCUGAAGAGCAUUUGGAUCACGAUGUGGACGAGAUGAACUCGUGUGCCACAACAGUCCACUUUGUGGAGGCAGCUUCAGGCGAACAAUUCUUCGUCAAAUGCUUCUUUAAGGACCAGCUUGAGAUAGACGACAAAGGGUUGGAACAAGUUACCAGAAGAACAAGGCAGUUCAUGGUGUUUAGAGCAGAGGAUCAUCCUCGUAUAGAAGAACAUCGUAAAGAAUUGUUAUACACAGAAGACACUGGAGACUUCUGUAUCUUUCUUGGACAAGAUGUUGCAUUGCAAACUUACAUGAAUCAAAAUUGA
Brassica oleracea var. oleracea is the source of this 465-nucleotide messenger RNA. RefSeq lists its product as uncharacterized. NCBI's taxonomy places the organism in Eukaryota, Viridiplantae, Streptophyta, Magnoliopsida, Brassicales, Brassicaceae. The record is from RefSeq and is a predicted model, not a curated record. The transcript has 3 exons. The coding region runs from base 1 to 465 and encodes 154 amino acids.